Molecule: messenger RNA, 2199 nt
Organism: Penicillium salamii
Lineage: Eukaryota; Fungi; Ascomycota; Eurotiomycetes; Eurotiales; Aspergillaceae
Source: the annotation of a GenBank genome assembly
AUGGCAUCAAUAUCAUUCCGUGGCAAAAAUCAGGGGCUCCAGGUCAGAGAUAACCAUGGCUCAAUCGAGUUCCAUCUGCCUCCAGGUAAGUUAGAGGAGCGGGACAAGCUCGCGGUCAUGACUAAUCGCCGCAUCCUAGUGCGACCAGAAACUCCACCCAGCCCUCUAUCGACUGUCCCGUUCGCGCAUGAUCCAGACUUUGUCAGUCGCGACACACUACUUCAACAGAUACACAAGAAAAGUUCAGUAGCAGGGUCAAGAAUAGUACUGGUCGGUCUCGGAGGUGUCGGGAAAUCGCAACUCGCCAUUGAAUACUCCUAUCACAUCCGAUCCCAAUCGCCGGCGACAUGGGUAUUUUGGGUCCAUACUAGUAAUAAAGCCCGGUUCGAGCAAAGUUUUCGGGACAUCGCGGAACAAAUCAAAAUCCCGGACCUCCUUGAUAACGUUGAUAACGAUCAACUUCUCUGCUCGUUUUCGGUAACAAGCAAGGAAGAUCCGAUAAGCAGCCGAACAAACGGCUCGACAAAACCACUGCUAGAAUAUAUUCCUAGGUGCCUAAAUGGUUCUAUCGUUAUCACGAGCCGCACCAGAAAUGUUGCAUUGAAGAUAGCCGAUCAUAAGGAUCUUAUUGAGGUUAAACCAAUGGAGGAAUCUGAAGCGCUAAAGCUUCUCCAAAGAAAGCUUAAUCAACCAAGUGAAAGCGAAGAGGGUCGACAAUUAGUGAACGCGUUAGAGCUUAUACCACUAGCGGUCGUACAGGCCGCUAGUUGUAUUCGAAAACAAACGCCUCGCUAUUCAGUAUCACAAUACCUAAAAGACUUCCAAGGGAGUGAUCGUGAAGCAACAAAGCUUCUAAAAAAAGAAGCAGGUCACCUCUGCCGGGACUGGGAAGCAAAGAAUUCAAUUUUGCCAUCAGCAACAGAGUUACUUUCUCUCAUAAGCUUAUUUGAUCGGCAAGGGAUACCAGAGAACCUUAUCCGGCAUCAACCUAAGGCCAACAACUCAUCGAUUUCAGAGCCUCUGAAUGACCUUAGUGAUGAGGAGGAGUCUGCAUCGAUCAUAGGUCCCGAUUUUGAAGAUGAUAUCUCAGCACUAAGGGAUUUUUCAUUUAUAUCUGUCAGUGAGGACAACACUUUCUUUACCAUACACCGGCUAGUGCAAUUGACUAUGCAUGCGUGGUUAAAAUCUCGUGGACAAAUCGAUGAAUGGAGAGAGAUGUUUAUCAGCAAUCUAUGCAGGGAGUUUCCCAUAGCUGCAUACUAUGCGUCGCAAAGAGGCAAUAUCGCGGAUACAAGAGAAAUGGCAGCAAGAUCAAGAGAGCAAAGGAUGAUUUUACUAGUGCAGGUGAUAAAGACUCAUAAGACAAAGCUCGGCGAGGAACAUCCCUCCACGCUGGUAAGUUUGGCCAACCUAACGUCGACUUACAGGAACCAGGGGCGUUGGGAGGAGGCUGAGCAGAUCGAUAUGCAUAUGAUAAUGACAAGCAAGGCGAAACUCAGCGAGGACAAUCCCAUCACGCUCACCAGUAUAUCCAACUUGGCGUCGACUUACAGGAACCAGAGGCGGUGGAAGGAGGCCGAGCAGCUCGAAGUGCAGGUGAUGAAGACAAGCAAGACGAAGCUCGACGAGGACCAUCCCUCCACGCUGACCAAUAUGACCAACCUGGCAUCGGUAUAUAAGGACCAAGGGCGGUGGAAGGAGGCCGAGCAGCUCGAUGUACAGGUGAUGAAGACAAGCAGAAUGAAGCUCGGCGAGGACCAUCCCUCCACGCUCACCAAUAUGUCCAACUUGGCAUCGACUCACGGGUACCACGGUCAGUGGAAGGAGGCGGAGCAGCUCUUUUUGCAUGUGAUAAAGAUUCGCAAGACUAAAUUCGGCGAGGACCAUUUUAAAACGCUUUCCAGUAUGGCGGGUCUGGCGGCAACGUACAGCAACCAGGGCCAAUGGGAGGAGGCCGAGCAGCUCUUUUUGCAUGUGAUAAAGACUUGCAAGACUAAGCUCGGUGAGGACCAUUUUGAAACGCUUUCCUAUAUGGCCAAUCUGGCAUCUAUGCUUUGGAACCAACACCGGUCGGAGGAGGCCGAACAGCUCCUUUUGCAUGUAAUAAAGACUCGCAAGAUAAAGCUCAGGGAGGACCAUCCCGACACGCUCACCAGUAUGUCCAACCUGGCAUCGACGUAUAGUGACCGGGGCCGGUAG